AUGCCGCAGGCUGUUGUCGAGUUUAUUCAUACCCCAGCAGCUCGGGCAAACCCGUUCCACGAGCCGCUCACUCUCAUCAGCUCUCUCGGGAUUUCGCUUCUUGAGAUCUUCCACCGCCGGAGUAUACAUGGCAUGAUAUUCAACGAGGCUCAAAUGAAGGCGCUGAAGGGUUACAUUGGAAUGAUUAUGUCAAGGGACCCAAUCUUUUCGCUAUUCCCUCCCCCAUUCUUCCAUGAGAUCGACACCUUCUGCAUCCAUCAUACGUCCACCCCCGAACUUCGAAGACACGUUCCUGCUAUCUGCAAUCUAUGGCAUGCUUUCCCCAGUCUCCCGAUCGGUCACUCGCCUACUUUGCUCGACCUCCUCUUUUUCCUCAACAAGCGUGCUCGAAGUCUGUGGAAGACGAUGUUGAAUCGAUGGGAGCAAACAGAGGACCUUGCUCCAGAGAUAACUCACAAGUUUCCGGACGAUGCUGGUAUGAAGCGGGUCAAAGGGGGUGCCGUCAAGGACAGCGAGAGCCAUGCGUUGGAAGGGGAUUGCAAGAAAUACUAUGAUGCACAGAAAGCAACGAAGGGUAUGACAGGCGGCGUUGCCGGCUUGUGGUACCGCAUGGUAUCUGUUGUGCCUACCAUUUAA
Molecule: messenger RNA, 636 nt
Organism: Cryptococcus wingfieldii CBS 7118
Lineage: Eukaryota; Fungi; Basidiomycota; Tremellomycetes; Tremellales; Cryptococcaceae
Exons: 4
Coding region: 1-636 (211 amino acids)
Source: RefSeq, a predicted model, not a curated record